CGUGCACUCCUCACGUGACCCUGACCGCAGAGUUACAUAGCCCUAGGUGCAGUUCUCACUCUCAUCUAGCUACCAGCUCCGCGCUUCCCUGCACACAGCAGGCUGGCAUUGGGCCUGAGAAAGCGGAGCAGGUAAGGGCCCCAGGGCCCGCGUGGCACAGCUAGGCAGCAGCAGCAGCUUGCCCACCUGGCGGUUUGUGGGACCCAGGGCCAAGGCUGCGCUCCUGGCAGCAAGAAUCGGGACAGGGAAGAAGAGGAGAUAAAGGUAGGCCCAGAAAAACAACCAGAAAAAAAAUCUCAUCAUGGCAAAUAUCCACCAGGAAAACGAAGAAAUGGAACAGCACAUGCAGAAUAGAGAGGAAAACCAACCUUUGGGAGGAGGUGAAGGCCGCCAGCCUGCAGGAAAUAACAGACGACAGUCUCGCCGACUUGCCCCUAAUUUUCGAUGGGCCAUACCCAAUAGGCAGAUCAAUGAUGGGAUGGGUGGAGAUGGAGAUGAUAUGGAAAUGUUUAUGGAGGAGAUGAGAGAAAUCAGGAGAAAACUUAGAGAGCUACAGUUGAGAAAUUGUCUGCGUAUUCUUAUGGGGGAGCUCUCCAAUCACCAUGACCAUCAUGAUGAAUUUUGCCUUAUGCCUUGACUUCUACCAUUUUACAUGAGAUUGAUACUGUGAUUCUCACUGUUUUCAUUGCAUUUUCUUAAUAUGCCUUUAUUGAUCUAUUUACUGUGAACCUUCUGUUAUUUCCAUGUGUCAGGUGGGUCUUGUGUUGCCAGCUUCUAAUUAGAGAUUGCUUUAGACACUUCUAAAUUUCUGUCAGCAGUAGAGUUUUACAUAUUUGCAUGGAAAAAUGUGAAGUUAAUAAAGCACUUAAUAAGCUAUAUA
This is a messenger RNA of Heterocephalus glaber (naked mole-rat), 880 nucleotides long. It is a transcript of the gene Bex3, whose product is annotated as brain expressed X-linked 3. Gene Ontology annotation, molecular function: signaling receptor binding. Gene Ontology annotation, cellular component: cytosol; cytoplasm. NCBI's taxonomy places the organism in Eukaryota, Metazoa, Chordata, Mammalia, Rodentia, Bathyergidae. The record is from RefSeq and is a predicted model, not a curated record. Gene Ontology annotation, biological process: signal transduction.